AUGAAGAGAAAGAGAAAGAGAAAGAAAAGAAAUGUACUAACGACAGAAGGCCCACCCCACAGCCACUUCCCACUCGGUCGAGACGAAGACAAGAGCACGACUGCGCAACCACCACGACCCUCGAUUUUUUUUUUGUUUUUUGGGGCUCAUAAAUUGCAAUCCUUCGGGUUGGCUGGGACCGCUACAAAAAGAGCUAAAAGAGGUUAUAAAGCAACGACGGCAAGCAAUUGGGUGAAAGUCAAACCCCUGCGCGCAAAGAGCGCUGCGCAGAUCAAAACCCGCCGAGCACCUAACGCGGAUUCCAACGGGCGGUGA
Molecule: messenger RNA, 315 nt
Organism: Microbotryum saponariae
Lineage: Eukaryota; Fungi; Basidiomycota; Microbotryomycetes; Microbotryales; Microbotryaceae
Source: the annotation of a GenBank genome assembly